Messenger RNA from Camelina sativa (false flax), 2182 nucleotides. RefSeq lists its product as uncharacterized. Lineage: Eukaryota; Viridiplantae; Streptophyta; Magnoliopsida; Brassicales; Brassicaceae. The record is from RefSeq and is a predicted model, not a curated record.
CUUGCAUUCUCUCCUCCUCUCUGCUAAACCGCAAGCAACAGCCAUGGGUCAUGAGUUAGAAGGACACACGCAUCUUGUAUCCCUCAUUAACUAUGCUGUUGGUUUCGAAUGCCAUGCUUGCGAUCGAUCAUAUGGUGCUGGCUUCUCAUGCGGUGAAUGCAAGUUUGCUAUUCACAUGGAUUGUCAAUAUUUGUUCAGGUUCCAAGAGAUAUUGGACCACCCUUCUCAUGCUGGGCAUUGUCUUAAGCUUCUUACAGCCGGAGCUCCUGAUCACACCGAUCCAAAAUGCCAUCUCUGCAGUAGAAACACAAAGCGCCUUCUUUAUCAUUGCUUUGAUUGUAAACUCAAUUUGGAUAUUGAUUGCAUGAUCGAUCACAUAUGUGCAAGAGCGCAUCUUAAUAUGUCGUGGCACCACCAUCCUCUAAUCAUUCUUGAUCUCGGGUCUAGGAUGUUUUGCAACUUUUGUAACGAUGGUGGCAAACGUGGCUAUCUCUGCCCUCGUUGCAGGUUGGUGAUUCAUAAAGGAUGUGUAUCCGUAUUUGACUCACCAGAAAUUAUCCACCCUUCUCAUGUCAGACACCCUCUUAAGCUUAUCACCAAUGGAGCGCCAGAUUACACAGACCGGAAAUGUCAUGUAUCUGGAGACAACGCUGGGAACUUACUUUAUCAUUGUGAUAUUUGUAAGUUCAACUUGAACAUGCGUAGUGCGGUUAUAAAACCCACACCAGCUACUCUUUCAAAUAUGAAGGUCCAUGAGCAUACACUCACACUCAUGCCAAGAUUGAUCUCCUUCGUUUGUGAUGCCUGUGGGACGGAUGGAGACCGUUCUCCUUAUGUGUGUCUUCAAUGCGAUUUCAUGGUUCACCAAAACUGUGCUCAUUUACCACGUGUUAUUCACGUCAAUCACCAUGACCACCGUGUUUCGUACAAGUAUCCUCUUGGUCUUCGAGAAUUGAAAUGUGGAGUUUGUUGGGAAGAGAUUGAUUGGUCAUAUGGGGCUUAUCUAUGUUCCCUUUGUCCUUGUUAUGCUCUUCAUUCACUAUGUGCAACAAGGGGUGACGUGUGGGAUGGGAAAGAGCUCGAUGGUGUACGUGAAAAAUUUGAAGAUACGAAGCCAUUUAAGAGAAAUCGCAACAAUACAAUCACUCAUUUCGCUCAUGAACACAAGCUCAUGAGCCUCAACAAAGGCGAAGAAGAAAGCAGCUUGUGUGGAGCAUGUGUUCGUCCCAUCGGUUCAUACACAUUCUACAAGUGUUCAAAAUCAGUUUGCAGUUUCAUUCUCCAUGAAACCUGUGCUGAUCUUUCUAAAAAGAAACGUCAUUUUCUAAGCCCAACACCUCUCGCUCUUAACCUCUACAACAAAAGUCACACAGGAAGUUGCACAGCUUGUCAUCAAGCUUUUUGCAAAGGAUUCAUCUACUCCGCAAGUCCAUGGAACUUUGACUUGCUAUGCAGUUCGAUAACUGUGCCUUUUAUCCAUGGAAGUCAUGAGCAUCAUUUACUCUACCUCAAACUACAAUACGGUAACGUGAAGACUUGCCAGAGCUGUGGAUUUGAUGAAGAUAGAGUCGUCAUAGGCUGUAAGAAAUGCGAUUACUAUUUGGAUUUCCGUUGUGCAACUCUACCAGUAACUUUAAGUCUUCCAAGGUAUGAUGAUCAUCCACUCACUCUUUGUUAUGGUGAUGAAAAGGCAAGCGGCAAAUAUUGGUGCGAUAUUUGUGAAAGAGAAACAAAUCCAAAGACUUGGUUCUACACUUGUGAAGAUUGCGGGAUCACUUUACAUGUUUUCUGUGUAGUCGGCGAUAUCAGGUACGCCCAACAAGGAGGAAAGAUACAAUUCGAUUUUAAAUUGCGGCCUAACAACGCAUCUUCAAGACCAUUUUGCCAUGAAUGUGGUUGUCGUUGCCCAGGUUCCUUCAUUGUUAAACAUAUCAAGCACGACAUAUCCCUUUGUUCUUAUUAUUGUUUUAGUCGUUUCCAAAACAUUGAGUCUAUGGGGGUUAGAACCAUAUGCCCUCCAUGGGGAUUAGAACCCAAUACUUGAUGAGGCGGUAGUUAAAAUGUUUGUCUGCAAGCCUGCAACAUGGAUUUUAAUUUUAUUUUUUUUGGCUCUCUUGUUUAAAUUUGUUGUUGUUGUGAGCUAUUACCCAAACAAAAUAAAAGGCUACCUAUACAUUUUAUA